Molecule: messenger RNA, 1926 nt
Organism: Adineta steineri
Lineage: Eukaryota; Metazoa; Rotifera; Eurotatoria; Adinetida; Adinetidae
Source: the annotation of a GenBank genome assembly
AUGACAACUAACAAAUCAAGUGACACAAAAGAAACUCACCCACAAUCUGGGGUCUCCACGAGAGCAACUGCAAAUCGACGUAUGAACAUGCAAAGAAUGCAAAAUGUUCUCCUCAUUUGGUUGGACAACAAUAUUAAUGAAAAUAAUGCUGAUUGUAGUAAUACAAUCACACAAUUAAAACGUGUAGUUAACAACAUAAACACGUUUACGGAUGGUGAAGAAUGUGUUACAUUUAUUCAAACCAUCAAAAACAACAAAAUAUGUAUGAUUGUUUCUGGUUCACUUGGAAAACAUAUUAUGCCUCAUGUACAUGAUAUGUCUCAAUUAGACACCAUUUUUGUAUUUUGUAACAAUCAACAAUGGCAUAAACAAUGGGCUAAAGAAUGGCCUAAGAUAAAAGGAGUUUUCACAGACAUAACAUCAAUCUGUGAAGCACUUAAACAAGCUUCUCUCCAAUGUGAACAAAAUACCAUUUCAAUUAGCUUUGUGGCAUCAAACAAAAAGUUGGAUCAAUUAGAUCCGUCAUUUAUGUAUUCUCAGAUCUUGAAAGAGAUCCUAUUAACCAUCAACUUCGAAGACAAACAUUUCAAAGAAUUUAUUAGUUAUUGUCGUGAAGUAUAUGGUGAUGAUGAAAAUGAAUUAAAGAAUGUUAAUCAACUACAAACAACAUACAAAAACAACAUACCAAUAUGGUGGUAUACAUGGGAUGCAUUUUUAUAUCGUAUGCUCAAUCAAGCACUAAGACACAUGGAUGUUGAUAUGAUUAUUCGAAUGGGCUUCUUCAUUAAGGAUCUACAUUGUGAUAUUCAACGACUAUAUUCUGAACAAUUUGAUGGCCAUCAAUCAGGUACAUCAUUUACAGUUUAUCGUGGACAAGGUCUUUCGAAAGAGGAUUUCACCGAAAUGACAAAAACUAAAGGUGGACUUCUUUCAUUUAAUAACUUUCUAUCAACUAGUAAAAAUCGUGAUAUUUCUCUUGACUUUGCACAACAAGCUGCUACAAAUCCUGAUCUUGUUGGAAUACUAUUUGUUAUGUCAAUUAAUUCUGCGCGCUCGACAACUCCAUUUGCUUCUGCCACAGGUGUUAGUUAUUUUCAUACAGAAGAUGAAGUUCUUUUCUCUAUGCAUACGAUUUUUCGUAUUGGAGAUAUUAAACCAAUGAAUGGAAAUAAUCAGCUCUAUCAAGUGAAUUUAUCAUUGACCAACAACAAUGAUCAAGAUCUUCGUGCUCUUACUGAUCAGAUUCGGGAAGAGACCUUUCCAAAUUCGAGAGGAUGGUACAGAUUAGGUCAAUUGCUAUUUAAAAUGGCUCAGUUUAAUAAGGCUCAAGAAGUGUAUGAAGUUUUACUUCUUCAUACAACAAAUGAGAGUGACAAAGCACCUAUUUAUAAUCAACUAGGUAUGAUCAAACGUAAUCAGAGAGAAUAUUCAGAAGCACUUACAUGUUAUAAAAAAUCACUUGAUAUCUAUCAGAAAACACUUCCUUCCAAUCAUCUUAGUUUGGCUAAUCCCUAUAACAACAUCGGUAUUGUGUUUAGAAACAUGGGUGAUUAUCCAAAGGCACUUUCGUCUUAUGAAAAAGCCCUUGAAAUUCGACAACAAUCACUUCCUCCCAAUCAUCCUGAUUUGGGUGCUUCCUAUAACAACAUCGGUUUUGUGUAUGACAGCAUGGGUGAUUAUCCAAAAGCACUUUGUUAUUUCGAGAAAGAUCUUGCAAUUCUACAACAAUCACUUCCUUUCAAUCAUCCUGAUUUGGGUGAUUCCUGUAACAAAAUCGGUACAGUGUAUGAGAAUAUGAGCAACUAUGCAAAAGCACAUUCAUUUUAUGAACUUGCUGUACAAAUUGGACAACAAUCAUUACCAGCAAAUCAUCCUCAUCUUCAGCGGUACAGAAAAAACCUCGAACGUAUGAAAAAGAAAUUAUAA